Lepus europaeus (European hare) is the source of this 588-nucleotide messenger RNA. RefSeq names its product ladybird homeobox 2 (gene LBX2). The coding region runs from base 1 to 588 and encodes 195 amino acids. The transcript has 2 exons. Lineage: Eukaryota; Metazoa; Chordata; Mammalia; Lagomorpha; Leporidae. The record is from RefSeq and is a predicted model, not a curated record. Gene Ontology annotation, molecular function: DNA binding.
AUGAACUCGGGACGCCAGCCCCGGACACCCUUCAGCAUCGCAGACAUCCUAGGCCCGCGACUGGUCCCCCGUGCACCUUCCGUGGCGCAGCCUCCAGAGUCAGGCCCGGGUCCCGCGUCGCCGCUGUGCGCGCUGGAGGAGCUGACUAGUAAAACUUUCCGCGGACUUGACGGGCGCGCCCCGCAGCCCCUCGAAGGCAGGGCUGCCCCGGAUGCACUGGGAUCUCGGCUCGCCGGCCGAAAACGGCGCAAGUCACGCACAGCGUUCACCACGCAGCAGGUGCUGGAGUUGGAGCGGCGCUUUGUCUUCCAGAAGUACUUGGCACCGUCAGAACGCGACGGGCUGGCUGCGCGCCUCGGCCUGGCCAACGCGCAGGUCGUCACUUGGUUCCAGAACCGGCGUGCCAAGCUGAAGCGCGACGUGGAGGAGAUGCGCGCCGACGUGGCCUCCCUCCGCGCCUUGUCGCCGGAAGUCCUGUGCUGCCUAGCGCUGCCGGAUGGCGCUCCCCGCCCUGGCGCCGCUGGGCCUGACUCCAGGCCCGACUCCGGGCCCCACCUGUCCGAGGAAGAGAUCCAGGUGGAUGAUUAA